GUUAGAUUUGCUUGAUAGUUUGUUGUUUUACAUUCAACUAGCUUCGUAAUUUUUAACAAAAAGAAAUGAGUGUCGCAACAUUUACGAUUAAUGACGAUCUCUGCGCAAAGACUGGUUUAACCGCCAAAUGGGUGAAUGGCUCAGUGUUGUCAGUGUACGCUUUCAGCAACAAAAAUGUUAAUUCGGUGGAUAAGCCCAGUGAAUAUGCAGAGAAGUAUCCAGUGAAUGUUCAUCACUUGAAAACAAAGUUCAUUUUCGAAGAGCCAAUUUUGCGUGCAUUUCUGACCGAAUCGAACAGUAUUUUCCAGGAGAUUCAGUCAAAAUCAAAUGCAUCGGAAAAAGACUAUUUGAAAGUAUCACAUGCAUACCGAAGCAUAUUACGCGGUUGCUUGGAAAAAUUACAACGCGAAAUUGAUACGGAUGCAAUUUACCAAGAUUAUAUGACGAUUUUUUAUUCAAUCGAAUGCAUUUGGCACUUGUGUGAAAUAUUUUUGAUUGAUCCAUCACCAUCGAAUCAUCCGUUACCACAUUUGAUUGAAUGGAUUCGAUUCCAUUUUCCGGAGGCCGAACAACGUGCCACUGCAUUGUUGUUCACAAAUCGUGGCGAUGAACCAAAUGCCGAAUAUUUGCAAGUGGUGAAAUCAUUAAUCACCCAAGGUCAUUUGGAAAUAGCUAGAGCAAUUCUGCAAAUCUAUCGACGAGACAAUUACAAUGCGUGCUUACAAAUGACUGAAGAAAUUUUACGACAAAUUCCAAUAUUCAACGUUAGCGGUGGAUUGUCCGUUCAAAAUUGGCGAUCACAAUGGCAAUACUGGUUGGCCGAUACAGAAGCCAAAAUACAAAUGGGAUGCUUCGAAGCGGAACCAGAACUAAAGGAAAUUGUCGAGCUGGUAACGGGAAAUGAGGCAGCUUGGAAUCGUGUUGCUUGUCAAUCAUCAUGUUGGUAUGAACAUUUUCCCGGCUAUUUGUUUUACACACAUCCACAUUGUACAUACUAUGAAUUGAAUACAUUGGCCGAAAAAUGGCUAAAUCAAUGGUCAUUCGAAAGAAAUUGUUCGGUCAAAGAUGAAGACAAUAGUCUUAAGCAUUUGGAUCGGAUCAUUCUAAAAAUUAUGCAAAAUGAUUUUCAUCAAGUAUUACGUGACAUUCAAAAUGUUUAUGAUCAACAAUGGUUUGCAACUCAUUUAACUGAUUUAUUGUGGCAUAGCGGAAAAUUGACCAUUUUCAACGAUGAAAACAAUGAAUUUGGUUUGAAACUCCGCGAAUCACUUCUGUUUGAUUUUGGCGCCAUGCUAAUGUCCAAAGAAUCAUUUUGGGUAUUUGGCAUUGAUUAUUUGGAACAGUGCUCUACAGAAGGAAAUGGCGCGAUUGAAUUGUUCAUCUCAAAAAUGAAUAUUAAAAACGAAAAGAUGGCACUCAAGAUAUUGAACAUUAUUAGAGGCAAAGGUCUUAUCGAGGCUGAGAAAGAGCUGUGUCGCGUUCAAGCAAGAAAGAGUUUCAACAACGGGCGUUAUGGUAAUGCACUUGAUUGGGCAUUGCGAUCACAAGACAAUCUUUACGUCACUGCGAUUGCCGAUCUUUUCUUGCGGAAUUACACAAAAACUGGCGAAAUAUUUUGUGAAGAUGUGGUUAAAAAUGUCGGCGCUAAAAUGUUCAUAUCGCCACGUUUGGUUUUCUUGGUAAAAUAUUGUGAUUUUCACAUCUAUCAUCGCACCAAACAGUAUGCAGCUGCCGCUGAAUUGCUGAUCAAUUUACUCGAUUCCAAAAUUGCGCCUGCAUACUUUUGGCCAUCAAUGUUUGCUGACGCAUUUUCACUGCUCGAAGCAGCCGAUCCAAUUUUUUCAUUCAAAGAAACACACAAAAUAAUGCACUAUUUGGAAAACAGUUUGAUGCCACUAUUAGAAAAUCUUAAGAAGUCGUUGGCCAAUAGCACAAAAACAGAAAAUAAUGCCAUUGCUGAAUGGGAGCCAUUGCUAUCAAAAGCAUCGGCUCUUCAAAGAUCCAACGAAAGCACCAACUCGCACAUAUCAUUCAUUGCCAACAUCGAAUUUAUGGUCAAAAUCAUUCGUUUGGCCUGCAUUCGGAAUUUAUCUCGAUCCAUAAUUCUGGAAAAUUCAGCGGUGUAAUUGAGAUACAGUUCUCCUUAAACUACCUUUUAUAUUGUAUUCAUAGUUAAUAAA
This is a messenger RNA of Contarinia nasturtii (swede midge), 2180 nucleotides long. RefSeq names its product nuclear pore complex protein Nup75 (gene Nup75). NCBI's taxonomy places the organism in Eukaryota, Metazoa, Arthropoda, Insecta, Diptera, Cecidomyiidae. The transcript has 6 exons. The record is from RefSeq and is a predicted model, not a curated record. Bases 66 to 2126 code for a protein of 686 amino acids. Gene Ontology annotation, molecular function: structural constituent of nuclear pore. Gene Ontology annotation, biological process: protein import into nucleus; positive regulation of DNA-templated transcription; mRNA export from nucleus. Gene Ontology annotation, cellular component: nuclear pore outer ring.